Molecule: messenger RNA, 1457 nt
Organism: Penaeus monodon (black tiger shrimp)
Lineage: Eukaryota; Metazoa; Arthropoda; Malacostraca; Decapoda; Penaeidae
Product: alpha-(1,3)-fucosyltransferase C-like
Exons: 6
Coding region: 110-1414 (434 amino acids)
Cellular component (GO): membrane
Molecular function (GO): alpha-(1->3)-fucosyltransferase activity
Source: RefSeq, a predicted model, not a curated record
GUUUCUCCUUUGCUGGAGAGUAGCUAGUGUCAGAGGUAUAGCUGUGGCACCCCUUCAGAAAGAACUCCAGAGAAGUGCUGAGACUAACAAGAAAUAUCCCUUAGACAACAUGAACCUCAAGAAAAUAAUUCCCGCGGCUGUCUUCGGCGCCUCCUUCCUGGUCUUCUUGCAGUUCCAGUCAUACGAGACCGUGUGGCGCCUCCUCUCCGGGCCAGUCGUUGCAGAGAGACUGGCAACGGGGGGGCGCGGCGCCGUGGCUGACCCGCCUGGGGCACCCGAACCCGUCGGAUCGCCACGCCCCUCUCCCCCGGCUUCUGAAGAAUCGCCACGCCCCUUGCCUCCGGCUCCUGAAGGAUCGCCUCUCGUCCAGCCAGGCGAGAAGUCGUCCCCGCUCAAGAAAGUGGUCGUCCUCUCGACCAGGUUCUUCAGACUGGCGAACAGCUCGAUGCUCUUGUCCCAGGGCUGUCCCGAGUGGCGGUGCCUCAUCACCUCGAACGCGAGCGAGGCUGAGAGCGCGGACGCCGUUGUCUUUAACACCAAGUUUACAGGUCCGAAUACGGUGCCCAGGAAGCGCCACGCCCACCAGCGUUACAUCUGGGUGAACCACGAGUCGCCAGUGAAUACCCGCAGGAGGCUUAUAAAGAAAACGCAUUUCUUUAACUGGACCUACACGUACCACACAAACUCGGAUCUCUUCUCCCCUUACGGCGCGCUCGUGCCGCUCGCGGCAAAGAAGCUCCCCGUGCGAGCGCCGACCCCCAGCGACAGCAGAAGCACUUUCCUCGAGUACAAGCAGGACCUCGAGGCCGGAGUCUCGCUCGAGGACGACUCGAGCCGAGACUGGUCGGCGUUCCUCCGUCGCCCUCGACUGGCGGCGUGGAUGGUCUCGCACUGCCGCACUUCCUCGCAUCGCGAGAGGUACGUGAAGAAACUACAAGAGUACAUUCCAGUGACCGUGUAUGGGAGGUGCAGUAGGAGGAGGUGUGUAAAGUCUAGUCAGAACAAGGUGUGCUUCACUUCGGUCCUGGUUCCAAGCUACUCGUUCUACCUGUCCUUUGAGAACAGCAUCUGUAACGAUUACAUAACGGAAAAGCUUUGGAACGCCCUGCAGUACGGCCUGGUGCCUGUCGUGUAUGGAGGAGCCAACUACUCGGCCCUUCUUCCUCCCAAUUCCUACAUUGACGCCAACACAUUAAAACCGGAAGACCUCGCCAAGCUACUUAAAAGUAUUGCGGCUUCCCCUCGAGAGUACGGCCGUUACCACCUAUGGAGACUUUAUUGGAAAGUAGUACAAAUGUGGCCUCACUGUGAACUAUGCUACAAGUUACACAACGACCAUAAUGUUACCAUUUACUCAAACGUGUAUAGCUGGUGGGGCACCGUUGGGAAAUGCAGGAGAUCUACAAUUAUCUAAUUAUCUUCCUCUCUCUUCAAAAUAAAUAAUUGCCAGCAGGAAA